AUGUACGGCGGAGGUGUGCUCUGCCCGUCGCCCUCGACGGCAACCGGGUUCUACAACCCGCGUGGCCAGGGCUCCGAAAUUGGUGCCCUCGAGCUGGGGUUCCCCCGGGGGAUGGCCCUAGUACCGCCGCCGCCCCACGGUGCCUGGCGUGAUCCUUCCAGUCUGGCAGGAACGCACCUGCCGGUGGCGAGUAGCGCGACCUCGGCCACGGGUGACGACAUUACCACGCUCGGGCAAGGGCCACCGGGGCAGGCUGGUGGUGGAUCGGUCGUACCCGGCAUGCAGACCUCCUCGUCGUCCUCGAGUGGGGGGGCGCAGGACAAAAAGGACUUUAUCUCGUCCUCGUCCGGUGGCUCGUCGCUUGCAAGCGUCGGACCGCACCCCUCGGGAAUCGAGAAGAAGGAGUUCCUGUCGCUGCAGCAAAGCACCACGCCCGGCUCGCAAAGCAUGAACUCGCAGAACGGGCAGGACCUCAAGAACCAGAACAUCGAGUGCGUCGUGUGCGGGGACAAAAGUUCCGGCAAGCACUACGGCCAGUUUACGUGUGAAGGCUGUAAAUCGUUCUUCAAGCGCUCAGUGCGACGAAAUCUCACCUACUCCUGCCGGGGCAACCGAAAUUGCCCGAUCGAUCAGCACCAUCGGAACCAGUGCCAGUUCUGCCGACUGCGAAAGUGCCUCAAAAUGGGAAUGCGACGUGAAGCCGUCCAGCGAGGUCGAGUUCCACCAUCGCAACCACCGGGCAUCCCGUACGGUCAGUACUCGAUACCGAACGGUGACUCCGUGACCGGAUUCAACGGUCACUCGUACCUUAGUUCCUACAUUUCGCUGCUGCUGCGAGCGGAACCGUAUCCGACCUCGCGCUACGGCCAGUGCAUGCAGACGAACAACAUCAUGGGCAUCGACAACAUCUGCGAGCUGGCCGCCCGGUUGCUGUUCUCCGCCGUCGAGUGGGCCCGCAACAUACCAUUCUUUCCGGAUCUCCAGGUCACCGAUCAGGUGGCGUUGCUGCGGCUCGUUUGGUCCGAGCUGUUCGUGCUGAAUGCGUCCCAGUGCUCGAUGCCACUGCACGUGGCCCCGUUGCUGGCCGCGGCUGGGCUUCACGCGUCACCGAUGGCCGCCGACCGGGUUGUCGCCUUCAUGGACCACAUCCGGAUAUUCCAGGAGCAGGUCGAGAAGCUGAAGGCGUUGCACGUCGACUCGGCCGAGUACUCCUGCUUGAAGGCGAUCGUGCUCUUCACCACAGAUGCUUGUGGGUUGUCGGACGUGGCGCACAUCGAAUCGCUGCAGGAGAAGUCCCAGUGUGCGCUGGAGGAGUAUUGCCGGUCCCAGUAUCCCAACCAACCGACCCGGUUCGGCAAGCUGCUGUUACGUCUUCCCUCCCUAAGGACAGUGUCCUCGCAGGUCAUAGAGCAGUUGUUCUUCGUCCGCCUGGUGGGCAAAACGCCUAUAGAAACGCUCAUCCGCGACAUGCUGCUGUCGGGCAGUAGUUUCUCCUGGCCCUACCUUCCAUCGAUGUGA
Molecule: messenger RNA, 1518 nt
Organism: Anopheles nili
Lineage: Eukaryota; Metazoa; Arthropoda; Insecta; Diptera; Culicidae
Gene: svp
Product: nuclear receptor subfamily 2 group F member 1-B
Exons: 6
Coding region: 1-1518 (505 amino acids)
Biological process (GO): cell differentiation; regulation of transcription by RNA polymerase II; anatomical structure development
Molecular function (GO): RNA polymerase II cis-regulatory region sequence-specific DNA binding; zinc ion binding; nuclear receptor activity
Source: RefSeq, a predicted model, not a curated record